AUGAAUUGGACAAGUAGCUGGCGUUGCCUCACUAAGGUUUACAAAGCAGCAGAUUCCAAAUGUGGCUCAUCCUUGUGGUCUCGGCAAUUUGGAGACAAGGCUAAGGUUCCUGCUAUUGAGCCUGAGCUGAAUAGGGACUUCCUUGUAAAGCUAUGGAUGGCGGAUGAGGAAAUGAAGCGGUUUCGUAGAAAAUCGAGGCGGAGGGCUGUUGAGCCGGAGGAGGGUAGAAUGGUUGUGAAGCAGCCACCUGUGAGCCAAUCCAUCUCUGGAUAUCUGAAGCCGGAGUCUCCUGAAGAGGUCCAGGUGAUGCCUCUUCUUGCUAGAUCAAAUAUGCUUGUUACUAGGGAUAUAGAGUGGGCAAAUCUUAUGCUUGGCUUUGAGCAGGAAAACCGGUAUGCCAUAGUAGAUGUAUACUAUCCACAAUCGCCUGUAGGUUUCAUUCGUGAAGAGAGUAAUAUUAUCACUAGACAGCUACUUCGCCAGCGGCGUCCUUUUGUUGCUCGAGUAACUGAUGGCAUGGGUAAUGAGCUCUUUAGGGUUCGCAGGCCCUUUUGGUGGAUAAACAGCUCAAUUUAAGCAGAGAUCAAUUGUAAGGAAGUUGGUGUGGUUCACAGACGAUGGCAUUUGUGGAGAAGGAUAUAUGAUUUGUACCUAGGGAAUAAACAAUUUGCUGUUGUUGAAAACCCUGGAUUUUGGCACUGGACAUUUACUUUGAAGGACAUUGAUGGGGGUGUUUUGGCUGAGAUAGAUCGUGAUUGGAGGGGGUUUGGCUUUGAGCUCUUUACUGAUGCUGGGCAAUAUGUUAUUCGGUUUGGGAACUCUGAUCCCGCCUCUAAGAUUGGCCUUGCUAGCCAGAUUCAAGAGUUGGAAGUAGUUCGCCCACUGACUCUGUCAGAGAGAGCUGUGACUCUUGCUCUUGCUAUAUCGUUGGAUAAUGACUAUUUCCCAAAACAUGGUGGAUGGGGAAUGCCUUAUUUUGAUCUCGGUGAAUAGGUCUUGCUAGCCGUGUGGUGCACAGAUGACAA
This is a messenger RNA of Fragaria vesca subsp. vesca, 1025 nucleotides long. Its product is annotated as altered inheritance rate of mitochondria protein 25-like. Lineage: Eukaryota; Viridiplantae; Streptophyta; Magnoliopsida; Rosales; Rosaceae. The transcript has 11 exons. The record is from RefSeq and is a predicted model, not a curated record.